AUGGAAAAUGGAGACACGUCGGACGCGGCGCGGCUAUGGGCACUGCUGUCUGAGCUCAUGGAGCAAACAAACCAGCAUCGACAAUUCUCCGCUCAGCUGCACUCGCAGGCAAGUGACAUCAAGACGCAGGCCAUCCAUACUCAGACCGGCUUUGUGUUGCGACGAUUCAAUUUGGAUAAGACAAAGGAGGAAUAUGAUAAUGAACUCGAACGGAUGAACGUGUCGAUUGCGGCGGAGAACGUCGCCCUACAGAACGACAACAAGCAACUGAAUGCGCUAAUCCGCGAGUACGAGUCUACAUUGGAAACGCUGAUGGACCAGUUUCGCAACCGGGCGCAUGAGAUACAAGAGCAUGAACUAUCGCUCAUACGGCAUUACGAGUCGCAACUACUGGAGCGCGAGGAUGAGGCGCUGAAUGAGGCGCUGGCGGCAUCAAGUUCGACGUCGAAUACGCUCACGCAGAUAUCUCAGUUAUUGCGGCAGACGUUACGCGCGAUGCAGGGCGAGGACUACGAGGAGCAGCCGGUCGGGGACGAGUAUGCGGAGUUUCUUGCCGAUACGACCGCGCCGGGUGCAGAGAGCCCUGAAUGGGAUGCUGUGGCGAGGGCGGAUUGGGCUCUUGAGCGGGAAUGCGAACUCGCUCGAUUGGAGGACGAGAAUAGGAUGCUGCGCCGGCUCCUCGGUGAACAGGUCGAGGAGGCACACGAUGCCGAGCUAUUUCCGCCCGGUGCGCUGGAUACUGCGAUGGGACCCGUACGCGAGGGUGAACGGGGCAUGGCGGGCGAGGAUGGACGGAUGAGCGCCAUGCCCACUUUGCGUGCCAGUCGACCUCCUGGGCCUCAUAUGCUGGGUGGACCAAAAGGCACUGUUGGCCCGUUCGGCUCGUACAAGCGUAUGCGCGCUGGAUUGAGCGCAAAUAUGGGCAUGUAG
Molecule: messenger RNA, 930 nt
Organism: Peniophora sp. CBMAI 1063
Lineage: Eukaryota; Fungi; Basidiomycota; Agaricomycetes; Russulales; Peniophoraceae
Source: the annotation of a GenBank genome assembly